GGGGAGCACGUUUUGAAGGUAAAUUAAACUACAAUUUGAGAAAGCAGGUACACACUCUGAAAUCAGAUAAGAUUUAUAACAAAUUUUAUGAAAUCCUUGUUCAAAACUUUGACGUUUACAAAAUAUUUUCUGCCAUUAUCUAGCGCGCACAUAUUCGAUAGUGCGUCAUACUCAAGUGACUCGACGAGUUAUUCCAUUAUUCCGAUCAGUGCAAACAAACACUCGACUUAAAUAAACAAAUUUGAAAUAAAUAUUUUUCCUGUCGACCAUUUUCCGGAGAUAGCGAGCUGAUUGAAUUUAAUAAAAACAUGCGAUUAUCGAAAGUGGCAGGGUAACUGGAAAAAUGUUGUCCGAAGCGGUGCUGGUAUGCUUAGCUCUUUUCGGAUUCCAAAGGGGAAUCGCAUUCAAAUUUGCGGAUUCGGACUGUACGGUGACCGACUUCGGUCAACUUAGCAACGCCGUUGCCAAAUGCAGCCAGCUUUCGGUCAAAGAUUUAACGGUACCGGCGGGUAAGUCGUUGGAAAUAAACUUGCUGAAAGGUGCCACGUUGACUUUCGAAGGGACUAUAAAGUUUGACUACGAAGAAUGGGACGGUCCUUUGGUGAGAAUCGGCGGGGAAGAUAUAACGGUGAUAGGUGCACCAGGGCACGUACUUGACGGGCAAGGUGCGCUCUAUUGGGACGGCAAAGGGUCGGACGGCAUUUCCAAACCGAAAUUUUUCAAAAUCGAUGCCGCGUACUCUGCUACAUUUUCAAAUAUCAACAUCCUGAACUGUCCUAAACAUUGCACGUCUUUGUCCAACUCGAGAGAUGUCACCGUUUCUGGAUGGAACAUCGAUAUAUCUGCCGGAGAUAAGACUAUUACUGGCAGCAAGAAGGAAGCCAAAAACACCGACGGAUUCGACGUGACAAACGUCACGAACCUGGUUAUCAAGGACAGCGUCGUAAAAAACCAAGAUGACUGCGUCGCAGUCAACCAAGGCCACGCCAUGUACUUUACCAAUCUCGAGUGUACAGGGGGACACGGUCUGAGUUUAUCGGUUGGAUUUAGCACCACAUCCGUCGAGGAUAACACGGUCACCAAUGUCACCUUCACAGAUAGCAAGGUGAUAGACUCGCGCAACGCCAUCCACAUCAAAACUCACAGAGACGCCGGAGAUGGAGCAAUAAAAGAUAUAACCUACAAAAACAUCCAGUUCGACGGGGUCCUGCAUUAUGGCAUAAACGUGGAACAGAAUUACUACAAGGGAAGUGGGAAGGGCGAUCCGGCCAGUAACAUCCCAAUAACGAAUUUAGUGAUCGAUCACGUAAACGGCAGCCUUCAUUCGAAAGAAGCGAUGCCCGUGUAUAUUCUGUGUGGUGCUACGGGCUGCAGCGAUUGGCAUUGGUCUGAAGUGACGAUAAGCGGUGGGGGGGAGGAGAGUAGCUGCAAUUUCGAACCUACUGGUUAUACGUGUUAACUGUGAUAAAUAUAAGUGUGCGUAAUAUAUUUUCAUUGUUGAUAAUUUUAACCAAACUCUUCUUC
Cylas formicarius (sweet potato weevil) is the source of this 1524-nucleotide messenger RNA. Its product is annotated as polygalacturonase-like. Bases 344 to 1459 code for a protein of 371 amino acids. Gene Ontology annotation, cellular component: extracellular region. The record is from RefSeq and is a predicted model, not a curated record. NCBI's taxonomy places the organism in Eukaryota, Metazoa, Arthropoda, Insecta, Coleoptera, Brentidae. Gene Ontology annotation, biological process: pectin catabolic process. The transcript has 4 exons. Gene Ontology annotation, molecular function: polygalacturonase activity.